Messenger RNA from Colossoma macropomum (tambaqui), 1294 nucleotides. RefSeq lists its product as uncharacterized. The transcript has 7 exons. The annotation marks the transcript as partial. Gene Ontology annotation, biological process: immune response. Lineage: Eukaryota; Metazoa; Chordata; Actinopteri; Characiformes; Serrasalmidae. Gene Ontology annotation, cellular component: external side of plasma membrane. The record is from RefSeq and is a predicted model, not a curated record.
UGGCAAUAUGUACUGAUGAUUUAAACUGCACCACUUGUUUGUGCCAAAAUGGAGGGAAUCUGCGCUCUGUUGGUGGUUUUGUUUGUACCUGCCGCUGUUUCAGCAGAUUCCCACUCUUUGGCUGUGGCUAUAACUUUCAUUAAAGGAGAGACGCCGUUUCCAGAGUUUAGUUGCACCUUGAUGUUGGAUGACAUCACAGUUGGAUACUUCGAUUCUGAGAUGAACGCCCUUGUUGCCCGAGGUCUUGAUAAAGAUCAGGAAGAUGAUCGUGUGUUCGACUCAGAUUAUGUCAAGGGCAUAAGUUCCUUCUUGAUUGCUGACCUUAAACGCAGAUAUUUUUACAUAAAAUAUGAGUUAAAUUUUACUGAAAUCAUUGAUGUUCAACAGAGGCUGGUGGUGUGUGAACUGUCGGACAAUGACCAGCCUGGAUCACUCAUAAUCAAGAAUGCAAUCGGAGGCAUCACGGAAGAUGACCAGCGUUUUUAUGAAUACAGAUUUGCUAAUCAAAAUGGUUUAAAUGCCACAGCAGAAAGACCAGAACCACGUUUGUUUUUAAGCCAGUGUAUUGAAAAUGAUUACUACCUAGUGUGCAUAGAUGCACUCAGACGUUACCUAACAAAGAGAAGCAGUCAAGUGAAGAGGAAAGUGAAGCCCAGAGUGAGGCUCAUCCAGAGAAGACGCUCAGUGUGUGGGUGGGAUGGGGUGACCUGCCUGGCCACUGGUUUCUACCCCCGUCAAAUCAACCUGACCAUGCUCAUAGACGGACAGCCAGUUCCUGACCACCUGAUCACUGGAGGAGACCUGCUGCCCAACGGAGACGAGACCUACCAGAUGAGGAAGAACCUGGAGUUCAGUGAAGAGGAGCUGAAGAAGCACAGCUACACUUGUACAGUCACCCACCUCAGCCUGGACAACAAGCUGGAUGUCCAUUUGGAUUUUGAUCCAGGGGAGCCCAUCGGGUCCAUUGUUGGCUCUGUGGUGGCUGCUCUGGUCUUGGUGUGUGUGAUGGUCAUUGUCACCUGGAUCAUAUGCAGGAGAAAGCGAAGAGCUUCAUCUCAGGGGGACUAUUCAUCAGCCUCUGGCCGACUAUUGGGCUCUCAUGCACAACCCCUGCACCUCACAAAUACCCUUGAUGAAGUGUUACAUGUGGCUCGUGACCUUCAGGUUCCAGCUCCCCUGUCUGCUCAAGUCUCCCUGCGGCCUCCAGUACAGCUUUCCCCAUCUCCCUCUGACGCUUCACUCCCUUCUGUCAAGCUAGCCCUUCCUGAUAAAUACGACAGGUCCCCUGGUCUGU